Molecule: messenger RNA, 3801 nt
Organism: Linum tenue
Lineage: Eukaryota; Viridiplantae; Streptophyta; Magnoliopsida; Malpighiales; Linaceae
Source: the annotation of a GenBank genome assembly
AGGAAAAAGAAAAUAGCGUUGCGAAGCAAGCAUUCUCGCGUUCCCUCUCUUAGCGGAUUAUGGUGGACGCGAUACUCCACCAUUGCCGGCCAUUCCUCCCGCCGCCGGCGGAGACCUCAGUUAAGCCCGCUCGAGCCAGAAUCCGCCCAGCUUCUUUCCGAUGUUGGAGCAAGUGUAGGAGGGAGUACACGAGCGUAAUGAUAGUCCCGACCGGUGUUGGAGCCGCAAUCGGUGGAUUCGCCGGAGACGCUUUGCCGGUCGCUCGUGCCUUGUCCUCCGUCGUCGACUGCCUCAUAACGCAUCCCAAUGUUCUUAAUGCAGCGAUGAUGUACUGGCCGAUGCCUAAUGUGUUGUAUGUUGAAGGGUAUGCUCUUGACAGAUUUGCAGAAGGCUUGUGGGCACUUGAACCUGUUCAUCAAAAUAAGGUGGGCUUAGUUCUUGAUUGUGGAAUAGAGGAAGAACUCAGAAUACGCCAUUUGCAAGUGGCUGAUGCGGCUAGAGCUUCUCUUGGAUUGCCUGUUGUGGAGUACAUUGUCACUGAUACCGCAUUAGAGGUGGAGAAGUGGGUCGAUCCGAUGAGUGGUCAAUCAACAGGAAGAAUUAGGCAUCCUGAUUCUCUAUUGAGAGCUGUACAGACACUGAUCAACCGCUCUCAAGUGAAUGCUGUUGCAGUUGUCGGGCGGUUUCCUGAUGAUGAUGUUGAUGACGUUGACGAUUAUCGACAAGGCGUGGGAAUAGAUGUAUUGGCUGGAGUUGAGGCAAUUAUAAGCCAUCUUGUGGUGAAGGAGUUCCAGAUUCCUUGUGCACAUGCUCCCGCAAUGCUUCCUCUUCCUUUGACCCCGAUGCUUUCCCCAAAAUCAGCUGCGGAGGAGACAGGUUACACUUUCUUGCCCUGUGUGCUCGUGGGAUUAAGCAAAGCACCUCAAUACAAGGUGAACUCUCAUUCCUUAAGGAAGGAUUGUUUAUAUGCAAGUGAUGUGGAUAGUGUAGUCCUUCCUAUGGACUCAUGUGGAGGAGAUGCUGCCCUUGCAUUUUCAAGAAGCAAGGGAAAGAAGCCACUCAUAAUUGUGGUGGAGGAAAAUGAGACAGUCCUGGACAGCACUCCAGAUAAAUUUGGGAUGGAAGUGAUUGUUAACCUUCAUUACAUGCUGAGCAAGGCAGUGGUGAAGUCCAGGCCGACUGUUUUGUGGUGCUACAAGGAUAAACUUGAACUCAGCAGUCACAAGAAAAAGCGAGCCAAGCAGAUUAAGAAGUAUAUGCAGAGAGGGCUUUUGGACCCUGAGAAGGUUGAUCCUUUCCAGCUUUUUGUUGAAACUGGAGGAUUAACUUAUUGUUUGUACAAGGACUCCGAGAGAAUACUCGGAAAUACUUUUGGAAUGUGCAUAUUGCAGGACUUUGAGGCAUUGACACCGAAUCUCUUGGCCAGGACAAUAGAAACAGUAGAAGGUGGCGGAAUUAUCGUAUUGCUUCUGCGUUCUCUCUCAUCCUUGACCAGUCUGUACACCAUGGUUAUGGACUCUGAAGGUCUUUCAGAGGCAGAACGAGACUUGAAGAACUUAAAAGAAGAGCUGCAUGAUGAAUUUCCUGUUGGUCCUUUGGUCAAGAAGUGUUGUACAUUAGACCAGACGCUGCGUAGCACAGUGGCUUUACUUGCUGCACGUGGACGCGGGAAGUCAGCAGCACUUGGUUUGGCAGUGGCAGGGGCUGUUGCAGCCGGGUAUUCCAACAUAUUUGUAACAGCACCAAGCCCGGAAAACUUAAGAACACUGUUUGAGUUCAUAUGCAAGGGCUUUGAUGCCCUCGAUUACAAGGAACACAUGGAUUACGAUGUUGUUAAGAGUGUUAGUGCUGAAUUCAAGAAGUCAGUUGUCCGGAUAAAUAUCUACAAGCAACACAGACAAACAAUUCAGUACAUACAACCUCAUGAAUAUGCAAAGUUAUCCCAAGUUGAAUUACUCAUCAUAGAUGAAGCUGCUGCUAUCCCAUUGCCAGUUGUGAAGUGCUUGCUUGGUCCUUAUCUCGUCUUUCUUUCAUCUACCGUGAAUGGGUUGCCUCCUCCUGAUGAUUGUGUUCUCUAUUAUGUAAACCGCGAUACACUUUUCUCAUAUCACAAAGAUAGCGAAGAGUUUUUGCAGAGAAUGAUGGCGUUGUAUGUUUCAUCACAUUAUAAAAACUCUCCUAAUGACUUACAGUUGAUGGCUGAUGCUCCUGCCCACCAUUUAUUUGUGCUUCUUGGCCCGGUUGAUGAGUCAAAAAAUCAGCUUCCUGAUAUUUUAUGCGUUAUUCAGGUCUGCCUUGAGGGCCAUAUAUCUCGUAGAUCUGUAAUGAAAAGCUUAAGUGAAGGUCACCAACCUCACGGGGACCAAAUCCCUUGGAAAUUCUCUGAGCAGUUCAGGGAUACCACAUUCCCUAGCCUCUCUGGAGCUCGUAUUUAUGGAUAUGGAUCCGCUGCCGUGAACCUCUUGACAAGGUACUACGAGGGCGAACUGACUGGUAUUUCUGAAUUAGAUGCUGAGGAUGAUCUGGUUGAGACUCCUCAAGUUAGAGUUACAGAAGCUGCAGAGAAGAGUGCUGUUACUGGUGAACAUACAUGCAUGAUCCUCAAACCAUUGAAAAAUGGUGCUGUUGAAGUUGAUAAGUCUGAUGAAUGGGGCUUUUUUGGUCCUUUCUACCAAGAUUUCAGGCUAAGGUUUCUUAGACUUUUGAGUUCCAGCUUCCGAUCAAUGGAAUGCAGUCUUGCUAUGAGGGUCCUCGAUCCUAAAAUCAACUUCACGAAUAUGGAGGCGAAUCAGAAAAAAUCUGUCCCAGAUGGAUUCUGGAAAUCACUCACUGAAGAUCUAUCUCCUUAUGACAUGGAACGUCUGAGGGCUUACACUGAUAGUCUUGUUGAUUUUCAUUUGAUUUUAGACAUUGUUCCAGUACUUGCUCGCCUGUACUUCAGAGGAAAGCUCCCGGUCACAUUGUCUCCCGUUCAAGCGAGUGUUCUACUUUGCAUUGGCUUGCAGCAGCAGAAUUUUACUCAUGUUGAGGAACAACUGAAGUUGGAAAGAACUUUAAUUUUGUCAAAUUUCAUGAAAGCCAUGAAGAAGAUCCAUCACCAUCUCCACGGUGUUGCAUCUGAUGAGAUCCAAUCAACUCUUCCCCGACUGAAAGAGACACAACUGGAACCUCUCACCAUUUCGGUGGAUGAUGAACUCGAUGAAGCAGCAAAGCAAGUCAAGGCUAAGAUGAAGAACAAGGUGGCCGAGGAGAAGGUGGAUGGCGAGGAGAAAGAUUUGGGUAUCCUCCAGCAGUAUGCGAUAGAGGGAAGGGAUGCGGAUUUCGAGGAGGCACUACGAGAUGGCGGGAUCAACUUAACCUCGGGCGCUGUGGUGAGCUUGAAAUCUACUGCCAAGGUUGAGAAGAAGCAUGGGAAAGGGGACAAAGACCAGUCUGGGAAGAAGAGAGGUAAAGAAGAUGGUCACAAGGGAUCGAAGUCCAGUAAAAAGAGAAGAUCAUAGGAGACAUGUUUGCAUUUGUUGAAGUGUAUGGAAGAUGAUGGAGUUUAAGAUGUAACUCUGAAUGAUCACAGGUGGUAAGAGUGAAAAAUGAUUAACAAGGGCAAUUUUGUGGGAGAAUGGUAUCCUGAGCAAAGUAGGCAUUCAAUUCUGUCACUUGGCAUAUUGUUUUUGUUUAGUGGCAAAUUUUGGCUGGCCAGUGUUAUUUGUACUAUGUAUGUUGUCUCCGAGGAAAGCACAAAUUAUUAUCAUCAACAAAUUAUUAGCAUCAUAUUUCUACAAAAUAAAACUAAUAAGAACCCAC